Molecule: messenger RNA, 976 nt
Organism: Peromyscus californicus insignis
Lineage: Eukaryota; Metazoa; Chordata; Mammalia; Rodentia; Cricetidae
Gene: Atp5mj
Product: ATP synthase membrane subunit j
Exons: 4
Coding region: 593-835 (80 amino acids)
Cellular component (GO): mitochondrion
Source: RefSeq, a predicted model, not a curated record
ACUGCGAUCCUCCCUGACCUUGGGCCAGCCCCUGCGCCGCGGACUGUAAGGAGGGUCCACGGGGUUUCUCACGACUGCGACCGGGGAGUGCCGGAGUGAGCCAUCCAUACUGCAGGGAUGUGCCUAGGGGUCAGUCCUCCAGUCCGCCAGGAGAGUGUCCGGGGCUCAGUCACGCCGACUGCGAGAAUGCACGGCGGUCGGUUCUCCGACUGCAAGGAUGUUUUCUGGAGUUAGUCUCCCUGGUUGUACGGGGCGAGGAGUUGUUGCCAGUCCUUGGGGUUAACAAGGGUCUGUGAGGGUGUGCUCUGAGAUUAUGUCUCUAUACUGAUAGAGCGAUUAUUCCUCAAGACUAAGGGGCUAGGUGGAGGCCCUCCUCAGUCAGCAUUAUGCCCUUUCUGGGGCAUUGAUACACGGAUGGACCUGCCUAACUAUAUAGGCUUUGGUAAAGGAGCAUGCCACCAUCAACUGUGAGCAUCCUGUUCCCUGGCUAGAAUUCAAGCCAGGAAACAUCACUCCAAAGUUAGUGACUUCUUUCCUUUAUGCCACAGGUUUCUUCCAAGUUAGGCUUUGGUAAAGGGAUGUUCGAAAUUGUAUGAAACUACAUUAUAAACCUCAGACUGUCACAUGUCCCCUCUUUCCAGUGUACUGCCAGAUGCUUCAAAGCCUUAUUAAGAAUGUCUGGGUCCCCAUGAAACCCUACUAUACCCAGGUUUACCAGGAAAUUUGGAUGGGAAUGGGGUUAAUGAGCUACAUCGUUUAUAAAAUCAGGAAAGCUGAUAAAAGAAGUAAAGCUUUGAAAGGCUCCAGUCCUGCACCUGCCCAUGGCCAUCAUUAACUGCUCCCUGAGUCCACUCACGAUGAAUCCUGUCGGCUAAACUGAAGCAAGCUGUGUUAGGUGGGAACAUGGAACAUCGCUGUGCACUUACCUAAGUACCAUUUACAAUGUGGCAUUAAUAAAUGUGUGUGAGCAGCACGA